AUGAACGAAGCCCAAGUCAAAUGGGUUGGGGUUACAGAGACGAGUGCAGGUUCUGUUGUGGCAGAGCUGAAGUGCAGUAAGACGCGUCCCGCGCACUUUACGCGAAAGCGUGUCCCGCCCAUUCCAGGGAACUGGAACAAAUCGAGUCCCGUUCGACGCAUUACUGCUUCCCCCUUUCUCAACGACUCAUAUUUUGGGGAUAGUUUAGAUAGCUGCCAAGUUCAUUCUUGGGCCGUGGCUUCCACAGAAACGAUCUGGCAUGCCUCUCAAGAUUCCGAUCUGCCAAAUUCCUCCCCCUGGGAUCGGUCGAUACUGUUCGGAAGAGCUUGCAGUGUGCCAUGUUAUACUCCGUACGGUUUGCUCGACUACACCAGAGACCUGGCUAAUUCUGGCAAGGAGCUGACAGCUCUGGCACCUCCGGAUAUCUUAUCCCCCGCUGCUAAGGCUCGGGGCACCCUCGGUUCGCAGCUUCAGUUCAGGGUUCCAGCUGACACGGACCUGAAUAUUUCGAAUGAUUCUGGACCAAUUGAUAUCCGGACACCUCGAAUUGCAGAGAGGCGGCUAAUGAACCAACCCGAAGAUCACCCAGCGUCCCUUUGCGGCUCUUGA
Molecule: messenger RNA, 609 nt
Organism: Penicillium chermesinum
Lineage: Eukaryota; Fungi; Ascomycota; Eurotiomycetes; Eurotiales; Aspergillaceae
Exons: 2
Coding region: 1-609 (202 amino acids)
Source: RefSeq, a predicted model, not a curated record